Molecule: messenger RNA, 2518 nt
Organism: Centruroides sculpturatus (bark scorpion)
Lineage: Eukaryota; Metazoa; Arthropoda; Arachnida; Scorpiones; Buthidae
Product: ninein-like
Exons: 12
Biological process (GO): microtubule anchoring at centrosome
Cellular component (GO): centrosome
Source: RefSeq, a predicted model, not a curated record
AUGGCUUGUAUAAAUUAUGAGGAGGAAAGGAAACGAAGCACAAAGAAUGCAACAAAUUCGUGUCAGAUGAAUGCCUAUCACGUAGAUAAAGAGAAGGGUGCUAGAAUUGAAUGUGGUGAGGUUGAGAAUGUCAGGGAUAUAGCCAUAUGUGUCAGGUAUGCCGACUCGUCGACCAUUGUAGAACUAUGGGAUAAUUUAGGACUUUCGGGAGGCAUCAGAGUUCUGAAGGAUCUGGGAUUCAAUCCAAACAUGAAGAUCAAUUUGCAAAAUUUAACCUCGAUGUUAGAAGACGAACUGAUGUCUGCAAGUAAUUCCACCUUAUACAAAUUUGCAAUGUUAACAUACCAGAACGAAUUGAGACACGUUAAAGUUAAUUAUGAUCAAGCUGCUGCUGAGAGGGAGAAGCUCAGAAUGGGAAUUGCAGAAGCUAAUGGAAGGGCUGCAUUACUGGCUCAAGAAGUUGAUGAUCAUCACGCUAAAUUAGAAAAAUCUUCUCAGAAUAAACUUAUGUAUUUAGAAAAGAAAUAUCAAGACCAAAUGAAGGAGCUACAGGAUGAACUUCAAAGAGAACGUGAUAUCCUUGCUGGCCAAACAAAUCGCAUCAAACAGCAAUUCCAAAGGGAGAUAAAUGUUAUACGUGAAGAAGAAGGGAAAUUAAGAAACAGGCUAACUGUCCUCGAACAGGAGAAUUCUAGAUUAGAACAAGAAGUUAUGUUAGCUACUGAAAAAUGCAUGGAAGCUGAACGUUUAAAAGAUGCACAACAGAGAGAACUGGAGACUGUUACAGAGUUGAAGCAAAGGGUAGCUGAACUGGAAUCGGGUCGAGGAUUGCUAAGAGAACAGCAUUAUCAAUCGUUAUUACAAGAGCUGGAAAGUUAUAAAAAUCAAAAUAAGGAACUGCAAGAUCAGAUAGACGAGCUGACAUUAGAAGUAGAGAGCUUAAGACAACAGCUUGCAAAUAGCAGUCGCCCUCAGGGGAAGAGGCACAGGAUCACUGGUUCUUGGUUAUCUGAUUAUACAAAGGAUAACAAUAGUUUGAAAAGAAGAGGUAGCGGUUCUUCGUCAGAGGAUAAUUCUGAUGACGACAGCCCUAUUGUAGGGAAAGUGAGGAGGAGAAUAUUAAUGCUGCCUAGAGAAGAUCAAAACCGUGUGCCAUUUGAGGUAGAAAAAUUGAAAGAACACCAUAAAGAAGAACUAGAUCGAUUGAGAAUCGACUACGAGAAGGUAGUGAAAGACAUCGAGACUUCUUAUAAGAAUCGCGUGACUGAAUUAGAAUCCCAACUAGAAAGUCAGUUUCUAUGGCAACCCGAAGUCGAUCGUGACCAGGUCGACAGUCAAGAAACUAUACAAGCAGAAUCUCAAGACACAAAUAAAAAUGAAGAAACGUCUCGAAUUCUCCAACUACAAGAUGAGGUCAAUCAACUGAAAGAGAAAUUAUCACGGGAAAUAAAAGAGAGAGAUAAUUUAAUAUCACAGAAUGAACAAUCACUAAUUCAGUUAAAGGAUGAAAUGGAAAUUUUGCUGAAACAAGCCGACGAAAAAUUACAAGAACAGCUUCGGGUUAAUCAUGUAUUGCAGAAUACUUUGCAUCAACAAAAGCGAGAAAUGGAAAACAAUCUGCACGAAGAGCAAGAAAAAUUAAAGAGAUUAAUGGAAGAAGAAUUAGAAAAGAGGGUGAAGGAAGCAAAAAACCAAGCUCUGUUAAAAGCUAAAGACGAAGUUAAAAAGGAAUUGCAACAACUGACACAGAACCAUCACGGAGACGACAUCACAAAUCAGAUGAGCAAAGAUCUAAGAAGCAUCAUCCAGAAUAGUCGACAAAAUAGAUUGUGUGGUGAAGAAGAAAGUUACGAUUCUUAUCUUCAACAAGAAGUAGAAGAAUUAUUAACAAGGACUCUGAGAAUCGUCGAAGCUAGAUUAGAAAGUAAUCAUCUUCAAGAACAAGACAAGUUAAAGCAACAAUGGGAAGAAGAGAUGAAUCAGCUGAGACAACAACAGAUAAUGGAACGACUGGAAAUGGAAUUACAACAUAAAGAAGAAUUGCAGAUGGUGUGCGGGGAUUCUGUUGCUGUACCCCAAGCCAUGGAGCCAACCAAGAUCGACGUUUUAUUGAAGGAUCUUUACCUGGAGAAUUCUCGACUACUCAGAGAGCUGCAAAUGUCGGAAGAUAGACAACAUAGAGCCGAACAGACUAAUACACGUCUACAAUACAAGUGUAAGGUGUUAAGUAAACUGGUGACCGACAUCACUAGAGCAGCAGUGUCGUGACCUGCAAUUCAAGUGUCGUGUAAACACGACUUCUCUUAACUUUUAUUGUUUUUUUCUGUCUUUCUGGCACCUGUGUCUAUCGAAUUAAUUAGUGAGAUUGCCACAUAUGUAAAUAUAAUUCACAGUUAACUUCGACUUGCCAGAAUUCUUCCAGGACAUUAUUUUUUUUUUGUUUUUAAUUUUACGACGCGCUGGAAGCUUGUAAAGUUUGUGCAUAUGUCUCUAAAUAAAGUAUAUAAGUUGUUGAAAA